Molecule: messenger RNA, 1432 nt
Organism: Silurus meridionalis
Lineage: Eukaryota; Metazoa; Chordata; Actinopteri; Siluriformes; Siluridae
Gene: srsf9
Product: serine and arginine rich splicing factor 9
Exons: 5
Coding region: 348-1067 (239 amino acids)
Cellular component (GO): cytoplasm; ribonucleoprotein complex; nucleus
Molecular function (GO): mRNA binding
Source: RefSeq, a predicted model, not a curated record
UUCACAAUUUGAACCCUGGGGAAGUGGUGAAAGUGGGCGUGGCCACGUCGUUGGUCAUCAGACACUUCCUGCUUCAGAGGAAGCGUCAGUUAAGGUUGUUUAUCUCGGCUAGCUGUACUUUGUCUUCUGUUUAUUAAAGGAUUGAGACUCUGAAGUCUUGGAGAGGUUCUAUGGUCUAUUGAACUCAACAUGUACUUCUACAACUGCUCAGCCCAAAGAUUAGAUUUUUAAUUAAGACAUUUUUUAGGAGGACGGACUAGAAUCGGGAUUGUUGUUCAACACCGUUUUGUGGAACCCUGUGUCUCCUCGAAGGCUGCAGGUCCACCGAGCGUACAGUUAUUUUAGUCAUGGCAGACGGGAGGAUCUAUGUGGGGAACCUUCCCAUGGACGUGCAGGAGAGGGACAUUGAGGAUCUCUUCUUCAAAUAUGGCAAAAUUCGGGACAUCGAGCUGAAGAACAACCGCGGCACCAUCCCCUUUGCCUUUGUUCGUUUUGAGGACCCACGGGAUGCGGAGGACGCUGUCUAUGGAAGGAACGGAUAUGGAUUUGGAGACUGUAAGCUGCGUGUGGAAUAUCCUCGCUCCUCAGGAGCCAAAUUUGGAGGAUCAGGCGGAGGACCAAGAGGAAGGUUUGGCCCUCCGUCACGCAGAUCUGAGUUUCGGGUUAUAGUUACAGGUCUUCCUCCCACUGGAAGUUGGCAAGACCUUAAAGACCACAUGAGGGAGGCAGGAGACGUGUGCUUUGCUGAUGUGCAGCGUGACGGUGAGGGAGUGGUGGAAUUCCUCAGACGGGAAGACAUGGAAUAUGCUCUGCGUCGACUGGAUGGCACGGAGUUCAGAUCCCACCAGGGUGAAACAGCCUACAUCAGAGUACUAGAGGAGCGAGGCACAAGUUGGGGUCGUUCCCGUUCCCGCUCCAGGUCUCGUGGUCGGUACACUCCGCCCUAUCAGAGCCGAGGCUCUCCCCCUCGCUACCGCUCCCCUCCCCGCCAUAUGGCUCGCCUGAGCCCUCCCUCACGAAGACCGCCGCCUCAGCACCACAGCCCACCCCCACGGCACUAUCGGUAAACAGCCAUACGAAUUCAAACCCGUUUAAAACCCACCCCUUCCUCUCCUCGUGGCCUACCUUUUAAUUUUUUUAUUUUUCUUUCUAAUUUACAUUCCGCAAUUAAAAGCCUUAGUCUCUGUUCACAGGUGUCAAAAUGAUCUCGAAAGAUAAACGUUCCUCUUCUGGUCAAUAAUAACUGGAUCAUUCAUAACUGGCAGGAAGAGACAUUUUAUCUUGACAUUUAGAGCAGACUUUAUUAAAAAAAAGUUUGUCCACCUUUGUUACUACCGUGGCAAAAAUGGCUGUUCUUGCGGACGCUGUGCUCAUCUGUUAUCUUCUAAAUCUUUUCUUUUAAAUAAAAAAAAACUUUUUUUUUUUUAAUAUA